This is a messenger RNA of Aspergillus tanneri, 1731 nucleotides long. RefSeq names its product alpha-keto acid decarboxylase family protein (gene PDC1). The coding region runs from base 1 to 1731 and encodes 576 amino acids. The transcript has 5 exons. Lineage: Eukaryota; Fungi; Ascomycota; Eurotiomycetes; Eurotiales; Aspergillaceae. Gene Ontology annotation, molecular function: magnesium ion binding; thiamine pyrophosphate binding; carboxy-lyase activity. The record is from RefSeq and is a predicted model, not a curated record.
AUGGCGACUGACAUAGCAACAAGGGAGCUUCGCAAGCCCGUCGAUAUUGCCGAAUACCUCUUCCUUCGACUCCAUGAAGUUGGAAUUCGUGCAGUUCAUGGUGUUCCAGGUGACUACAAUCUUGCUGCACUAGACUAUUUGCCAAAAUGUGGUCUUCAUUGGGUAGGAAACUGCAAUGAGCUUAAUGCCGGAUAUGCCGCCGACGGCUACGCUCGGGUUACUGGCAUUAGUGCCCUUAUAACUACAUUCGGAGUGGGAGAGCUCUCGGCACUCAAUGCUCUCGCAGGCGCUUAUUCUGAGUUUGUGUCUAUUAUCCACAUUGUUGGUCAACCACAUACGGCAUCGCAAAGAGACGGGAUGCUACUGCACCAUACGCUGGGUAACGGGGAUUUUAAUGUAUUUGCAAGAAUAAGCACAGACAUCUCCUGUGCCACCGCACAUUUGACCCAUACCCAUGAAGUAGCAACUCUCAUAGAUCAUGCUAUCCGAGAGUGCUGGAUUCGCAGCCGACCAGUUUAUAUAACCCUUCCCACUGAUAUGAUUGGAAAAAAAAUCGAGGGUGAAAGACUUGACACUCCAAUUGAUCUUUCGCUACCUCCAAAUGAUCCCGAGAAAGAGGACUAUGUGGUUAAUGUUGUUCUGAAAUAUCUGCACGCUGCGAAGAACCCAGUUAUUCUCGCGGAUGCGUGCGCCAUCCGCCAUCGUGUCCUUGAUGAACUUCAUGACUUGAUGGAAGUCUCUGGCCUGCCUACUUUUGUAGCGCCUAUGGGGAAAGGUGCAGUAGAUGAGACUCGUAAAAACUACGGUGGUGUAUAUGCUGGAACAGGGUCAAACCCCGGUGUCCGUGAGCAAGUCGAAUCUUCAGAUCUAAUUCUGAGUAUUGGAGGAGUAAAGUCCGACUUUAAUACUUCGGGGUUUUCUUACCGAAUCGGACAGCUGAAUACCAUCGAUUUCCACUCUACAUUUGUACGUGUUCGAUAUUCUGAAUACCCAGACGUCAACAUGAAAGGAGUUCUGCGGAAAGUAACUCAAAAAUUGGGUGCUGUCAACGCUCAACAAGUACGACCUAUUGCAAACAUCGUGCCUAAUAGUGAAAAAAAUUCAGCUACUCAAGCAAUCACGCACGCAUGGCUCUGGCCAACCAUCGGAGAGUGGUUGAAAGAAAAUGACAUUGUUAUUACGGAAACAGGGACUGCAAAUUUUGGUAUUUGGGAUACUCGCUUCCCUCACGGCGUCACUUCUAUUAGCCAAGUCUUGUGGGGUAGCAUUGGCUAUUCACUCGGUGCCUGCCAAGGCGCUGCACUGGCUGCAAAGGAAAAGAAUCGGCGUACUGUGCUGUUUAUCGGUGAUGGGAGCCUGCAGCUUACUGCACAGGAACUCAGCACUAUAAUCAGAAACGAUCUCAACCCUGUUAUCUUCGUCAUCUGCAAUAAAGGAUAUACCAUCGAGCGGUACAUCCAUGGAUGGGACCAAGGCUACAACGACAUUCAACCUUGGGAUUUCAAGACUCUCCCUACAGUGUUUGGGGCCAUGAACAAGUACAAAGGGUAUAGGGUGAAGACUCGAGAUGAGUUAAUCAAUCUUUUCGCGAACAAGGAGUUUUCCUCGGCGCCCUAUUUACAACUGGUGGAACUCCACAUGCCUCGUGACGAUGCUCCAGCGAGCUUGAAGAUAACAGCCGAAGCAGCAGCAUCGAGAAAUGAAUGUGAUCCAUAUAUCAUUGGCCAGUAG